Lepus europaeus (European hare) is the source of this 4419-nucleotide messenger RNA. RefSeq names its product adhesion G protein-coupled receptor L3 (gene ADGRL3). The record is from RefSeq and is a predicted model, not a curated record. Lineage: Eukaryota; Metazoa; Chordata; Mammalia; Lagomorpha; Leporidae. Bases 31 to 4419 code for a protein of 1462 amino acids. Gene Ontology annotation, biological process: adenylate cyclase-activating G protein-coupled receptor signaling pathway; brain development; synapse assembly. Gene Ontology annotation, molecular function: G protein-coupled receptor activity; carbohydrate binding. Gene Ontology annotation, cellular component: axon; cell-cell junction; glutamatergic synapse. The transcript is spliced from 23 exons.
CUGGCAGCUUUCAGCCGUGCCCCGAUUCCCAUGGCCGUGGUACGCAGAGAGCUCUCCUGUGAGAGCUACCCCAUCGAGCUCCGCUGCCCAGGAACCGACGUCAUCAUGAUCGAGAGUGCCAACUAUGGGAGGACUGAUGACAAGAUCUGUGACUCGGACCCUGCUCAGAUGGAGAACAUCCGGUGUUAUCUGCCAGAUGCCUAUAAGAUUAUGUCUCAAAGAUGCAAUAACAGAACCCAGUGUGCAGUGGUUGCAGGUCCUGAUGUUUUUCCAGACCCGUGCCCAGGAACCUAUAAAUACCUUGAAGUGCAGUAUGAAUGUGUCCCUUACAAAGUGGAACAAAAAGUUUUUCUUUGUCCUGGACUACUAAAAGGAGUGUACCAGAGUGAACAUUUGUUUGAGUCCGACCACCAGUCUGGGGCAUGGUGCAAAGACCCCUUGCAGGCUUCUGACAAGAUUUAUUACAUGCCCUGGACGCCCUACAGAACCGACACCCUGACUGAGUACUCAUCCAAGGAUGAUUUCAUCGCUGGGAGACCAACUACAACCUACAAACUCCCUCAUAGGGUGGAUGGCACAGGAUUUGUAGUGUACGAUGGAGCUUUGUUCUUCAACAAGGAGCGCACCAGAAACAUUGUAAAGUUUGACUUGCGGACUAGGAUCAAGAGUGGAGAGGCUAUCAUAGCCAAUGCCAAUUACCACGAUACCUCCCCUUACCGAUGGGGAGGCAAGUCUGACAUAGACCUCGCAGUGGACGAGAAUGGGCUAUGGGUGAUCUAUGCAACAGAACAAAACAAUGGCAGAAUUGUCAUUAGUCAGUUGAACCCUUACACCCUACGGAUUGAAGGGACGUGGGAUACUGCGUAUGAUAAGCGAUCAGCUUCCAAUGCCUUUAUGAUUUGUGGAAUUCUGUAUGUGGUCAAAUCUGUAUAUGAGGAUGAUGACAAUGAGGCCACUGGAAAUAAGAUUGACUACAUUUACAACACCGAGCAGAGCAAGGACAGUUUGGUGGAUGUGCCCUUUCCCAAUUCAUACCAGUACAUAGCCGCGGUGGAUUACAAUCCCAGGGACAACCUACUUUAUGUGUGGAAUAACUACCACGUCGUGAAAUACUCUUUGGAUUUUGGACCCCUGGAUAGCAGAUCAGGGCAGGCGCAUCAUGGGCAGGUGUCAUACAUUUCUCCACCGAUUCACCUCGACUCUGAACUGGAAAGACCGCCUGUUAGAGGACCCCUGGGCCUGGGCAGCACGACCACCAGUACCACGCUCCGAACCACAACGUGGAACCAGGGCAGGAGCACCACACCAUCCGUGCCCGGCAGGAGGAACCGGAGCACCAGCACCCCCUCUCCAGCUGUCGAGGUGCUGGAUGACGUCACCACACACCUUCCAUCGGCGUCAUCCCAAAUGCCAGCUCUGGAAGAGAGCUGUGAGGCUGUGGAAGCCCGAGAGAUCAUGUGGUUUAAGACCCGCCAAGGACAGACAGCCAAGCAGCCGUGCCCUGCGGGAACUAUUGGUGUGUCCACUUAUCUAUGCCUUGCUCCUGAUGGGAUUUGGGAUCCCCAAGGCCCUGACCUCAGCAACUGUUCUUCUCCUUGGGUCAACCAUAUAACACAGAAGUUGAAAUCUGGAGAGACAGCUGCUAACAUUGCCAGAGAGCUGGCUGAACAGACAAGAAAUCAUUUGAAUGCUGGGGACAUCACCUACUCAGUGCGUGCCAUGGACCAACUGGUAGGCCUCCUAGAUGUGCAACUCAGGAACUUGACCCCAGGUGGAAAAGACAGUGCUGCCCGCAGUUUGAACAAGCUUCAGAAAAGGGAGCGCUCUUGCAGAGCCUAUGUCCAGGCUAUGGUCGAGACAGUUAACAACCUCCUCCAGCCACAAGCUUUGAAUGCAUGGAGAGACCUGACUGCAAGUGAUCAACUGCGCGCGGCCACCAUGUUGCUGGACACCGUGGAGGAAAGUGCUUUUGUGCUGGCUGAUAACCUUUUGAAGACUGACAUUGUCAGGGAGAACACAGACAAUAUUCAAUUAGAAGUUGCACGACUGAGCACAGAAGGCAACCUAGAAGACCUGAAAUUUCCGGAAAGCAUGGGUCAUGGAAGCACCAUUCAGCUUUCUGCAAACACUCUGAAGCAGAACGGCCGCAACGGAGAGAUCAGAGUGGCCUUUGUUUUAUAUAAUAACUUGGGUCCUUAUCUGUCUACGGAGAAUGCCAGUAUGAAGUUGGGAACAGAAGCUAUGUCCACAAAUCAUUCUGUUAUCGUCAAUUCCCCUGUUAUUACAGCAGCAAUAAACAAAGAGUUCAGUAAUAAGGUUUAUUUGGCUGAUCCCGUGGUAUUUACUGUUAAACAUAUCAAGCAGUCAGAGGAAAAUUUCAAUCCUAAUUGUUCAUUUUGGAGCUACUCCAAGCGCACAAUGACAGGCUACUGGUCAACACAAGGCUGUCGGCUCCUGACCACCAAUAAGACACAUACCACAUGCUCCUGUAACCACCUGACCAAUUUUGCAGUAUUGAUGGCACAUGUGGAAGUUAAGCACAGUGAUGCAGUUCAUGACCUUCUUCUGGAUGUGAUCACGUGGGUUGGAAUUUUGCUGUCCCUUGUUUGUCUCCUGAUUUGCAUCUUCACAUUUUGCUUUUUCCGCGGGCUCCAGAGUGACCGUAACACCAUCCACAAGAACCUCUGCAUUAGCCUCUUUGUAGCAGAGCUGCUCUUCCUGAUUGGAAUUAACCGGACUGACCAACCAAUCGCCUGUGCUGUGUUUGCUGCACUCUUACACUUCUUCUUCCUGGCUGCCUUCACCUGGAUGUUUCUGGAGGGAGUGCAGCUCUACAUCAUGCUGGUGGAGGUUUUCGAGAGCGAGCAUUCUCGGCGGAAAUACUUUUACCUGGUUGGCUACGGCAUGCCCGCUCUCAUCGUGGCUGUGUCCGCAGCCGUAGACUACAGGAGCUAUGGAACAGAUAAAGUAUGUUGGCUCCGACUUGACACCUACUUCAUUUGGAGUUUUAUAGGACCCGCGACCUUGAUAAUUAUGCUUAAUGUGAUCUUCCUUGGGAUUGCUUUGUAUAAAAUGUUUCAUCAUACUGCCAUACUGAAGCCUGAAUCUGGCUGUCUUGAUAAUAUCAACUAUGAGGAUAACAGACCCUUCAUCAAGUCAUGGGUUAUAGGUGCAAUAGCUCUUCUCUGCCUAUUAGGAUUGACCUGGGCCUUUGGACUCAUGUAUAUUAAUGAAAGCACAGUCAUCAUGGCGUAUCUCUUCACCAUUUUCAAUUCUCUACAGGGAAUGUUUAUAUUCAUUUUCCAUUGUGUCCUACAGAAGAAGGUACGAAAAGAGUAUGGGAAAUGCCUUCGAACACAUUGCUGUAGUGGCAAAAGUACAGAGAGUUCCAUUGGCUCAGGGAAAACAUCUGGUUCUCGAACUCCUGGACGUUAUUCCACAGGCUCACAGAGCCGAAUUCGUAGAAUGUGGAAUGACACGGUUCGAAAGCAGUCAGAGUCGUCCUUUAUCACCGGAGACAUAAACAGCUCAGCGUCACUCAACAGAGGAGCCAUGGCUAAUCAUCUUAUAAGCAAUGCUCUGCUUCGUCCGCAUGGUACUAACAAUCCCUAUAAUACAUUGCUUGGGGAACCGGCGGUCUGUAACAACCCUUCUGUCAGCAUGUACAACGCACAAGAGGGGCUUCUGAACAAUGCCAGGGAUACAAGUGUCAUGGAUACUCUACCACUGAAUGGUAACCAUGGCAACAGCUACAGCCUCGCCGGCGGCGAGUACCUGAGCAACUGCGUGCAAAUCCUAGACCGCGGCUACCACCCCAGCGAGACCGCCCUGGAGAAAAAGAUCCUGCAGGAACUGACCUCCAGCUACAUCCCUUCCUACCUGAACAGCCACGAGCGCUCCAGCGACCAGAGCCGCAACCUGCUGAACAAGCUGGCCAGCGACCUGGGCGGCGAGGACGACGCCGCGUCCUACACCCACGACGACAGCCUGGGCCUGGAGCUCAUCCACGAGGAGUCCGACGCCCCGCUGCUGCCCCCCAGGGUGUACUCGGCGGACGGCCAGUGCGGCCGGCGGCGCCUGCCGCAGGACCAGGGCGAGAGCUUCUUCCCGCUGCUGCCCAGCGGCCACGCGGAGGGGCCGCCGGCCGCGGCGCCGCGCAGGGACUCGGUCUACACCAGCCUGCCGGCGCUGGCGGCCGACGGCGCGGCCGCGGGGUCGCAGCCCGAGCCGCCCGCCGCGCGGCCCGACGCCGACGACGUGUACUACAAGAGCAUGCCGAACCUGGGCUCCCGGAACCACGUGCACCAGCUGCACGCCUACUACCAGCUGGGGCGCGGCAGCAGCGACGGCUUCAUCGCGCCCCCGGCCCCGGACGGCGGCGCCCAGGGGCCCCCUGCGCACCUGGUCACCAGCCUCUAG